This is a messenger RNA of Mastomys coucha (southern multimammate mouse), 1435 nucleotides long. It is a transcript of the gene Fcgr2a, whose product is annotated as Fc fragment of IgG receptor IIa. Gene Ontology annotation, biological process: cell surface receptor signaling pathway. Gene Ontology annotation, molecular function: transmembrane signaling receptor activity. The record is from RefSeq and is a predicted model, not a curated record. The transcript has 6 exons. NCBI's taxonomy places the organism in Eukaryota, Metazoa, Chordata, Mammalia, Rodentia, Muridae. The coding region runs from base 122 to 922 and encodes 266 amino acids.
GUUGGGCAAGAAUGCGAAGACUCUCUGUGCCUGGGCUUCUGAAGAAGUUCUCUGGUUGGUACUGAAUGAGGAGAAGCACAUUCAUCUCCUGAACCUCAUCAGACUCUGACCCAGUUCUCGAAUGACUUGGGAGAGCCAGAUGUUUCAGAAUGCCCAUUCAGGAAGCCUAUGGCCACUUCCACCACUGACAAUUCUGCUGCUGUUUGCUUUGGCAGACAGGCAGAAUGAUCUCCCGAAGGCUGUGGUGAAACUCGAGCCCCCAUGGAUCCAGGUGCUCAGGGAAGACGUGGUGACACUGAUGUGCAAAGGGACCCACAACUCUGGGAAUUCUUCUACCCGGUGGUUCCACAAUGGGAGCUCCAUCCGGAGCCAGGUCCAAGCCAACUACAGGUUUAAGGCCACAGCCAACGACAGUGGAGAAUAUCGGUGCCAAAUGGAGCAGACCGGCCUCAGCGACCCUGUACAUCUGGGAGUGAUUUCUGACUGGCUGCUGCUCCAGACUCCUCAGUUCGUAUUUCUGGAAGGGGAAACCAUCAUGUUAAGGUGCCAUAGCUGGAGGAACAAACACCUGAGCAGGAUCUCAUUCUUCCAGAAUGGAAGAUCUGUGAGGUUUCAUCAUCAGAGUACUAAUUUCUCGAUCCCAAAAGCCAACCACAGUCACAGUGGGGACUACUACUGCAAAGGAAAUCUAGGAAAGAUGUCAUACUCCUCCAAGCCUGUCACCAUCACUGUCCAAGAUUCACCAGCUCCAUCCCUCACCUCUUUAGUCUGGUACCAUGCUGCUUUCUCCCUGGUGAUGUGCCUCCUGUUCGCAGUGGACACGGGCCUUUAUUUCUAUGUACAGAGAAAUCUUCAAACUUCGGGGGAAUACUGGAGGAAAUCCCUGUCAGUCAGAAAGCACCAGGCUCCUCAGGGCAAGUGACAUCCCAUCUUAUGGCAAAACAACAGUGGCAGCAGCAACUUUUCAGCCACGUACCGCGGCAGCAUCUACAGCCUUCUUUGGAAAGCAACUUACAAGCAGGCCAGAUGUUUGGUUCUUUAACCAUAACUACUUAGGAGGCUGAGGCAGGAGGGUCACCAGUUCAAGGCCUGCCUGGGUUAUAUAUAGAGUGAGUGCAAGUCUCGCCUGGAUAAUCCAGUGAGAUCCUGGGUUGAGGUGGCUCAUCAGGAAAGAGUACCUGUUGCUAAGUUCACAAACGAGACCAGAGCUUGAUCCCUACUAUCCAUAUGGCAAAAGGAGAGAACAAAUUCCCCAAAGUUGUCCUCUGACCCCCCCAACACAUCCACCACGGCAGGUGAACACAAUAAAUAAAUUAAAAUGUGAUAUAUAGUUUUAAACAAGAGGUGGGGGCAGGCUGGGGGUUGAUGGCAUAGCUGUACAGUACACAUGAUACCCCGGGUUUGACCUCCUCUAAUAAAACAAAAAUCAACCUGG